ACCGAUAAUCGAUAUUAAUAUUCUUAUUAAUUUAAAGUAAACUCACGUGAUAUAACUUGAAUAUAAGUGAAACCGGCAAAUAUUAAAACAUUGUAAAUUUAUUAUUUAAAUUGAAAAUUAAAAUAAACAAUUCAAAUAUGGAUGCCAUGGUUAUUAGAAAUAUGAAAGACUUUCAACUUUUAUUUAAUCAAAUGUCUGAAACAUGUUUUAAAACUUGUGUAAAUACAUUUAUGUCAAGAGAUAUAUCUACAGAAGAGGUUCAAUGUAUAGAAAAUUGUUCGGGCAAACAUAUCAAUGCAAAUCAUAAAAUAAUGGAAAUAUUUAUGGAUGUACAACGUACUAUUGCUUUAAAAAAUGUGGAAGAAUUUCAAAAAGCUCAAGCAGCAUUUGAAGUGGCUCAAAAAGAUCAAAAUUCAGAAAGUACUAGGUAGUCAAUUUUAUAAAUCAAGUAGAUUUUUUAUUGUAUUUUUAGAAAUUAUUUUCUUGUACAAACUAUUUUAAAUUGUUUAAUUAAUAUGCAUUUAUUAUUUACUAUUAUUUACAUUGAUAUAUUACAAAACAUUUAUAUUCUAUGGAAAUAAUAAAUAUAUAAAAUAUUUCAUA
Molecule: messenger RNA, 603 nt
Organism: Apis cerana (Asiatic honeybee)
Lineage: Eukaryota; Metazoa; Arthropoda; Insecta; Hymenoptera; Apidae
Product: mitochondrial import inner membrane translocase subunit Tim10B
Source: RefSeq, a predicted model, not a curated record